GGCACAGAAAGACGGUAAACCAAAAUUCCUCUGUUACGUAAUCACGGUGAACGCGGUAUUUAACCGUGCUCCCAGCCAACGCCCUUCACUUCAGGCUCAUGCACAGAUGCUGAACGCUGCUUAGACACCGUGCUGCUCUUACUUAGUCCUAAAUUUACGAAGACACUAUGUCGACCGAAGAGGGGCGAUCCUCUGAUACAAGUUUAAUUUUUCAGAAGUUCAAAGACUACUUUGACGGUAGAUUUGACGCCAUUUCGACACCGAAGCAGGAGUCCAGUUCAAUCCGAGAGCUGAGAAAUAAGCUGGAGGCGAAAGAACUUGAAAGGCCCGGCAAUACCGAACAGUUCGAGUUCUGCGGUAAGCUUGAGAUUGCUCUGGACAGAGCAAAGUUGGCCCUAGUGAACAACCCCGACCCGGACUCGGCUUUGGAAAUUCUUCAAGAAGCAGAGGAGCUGGUAGCCGACCGGAAGAAAAAGAUCCGUAUAGCCGACGGAAGUAAGGCCGGGUGGGUGACUGUUGCCAAGCUCGAUAAGAAAGGCUCUGGCAACCUGUCUGCAGAGCAGCAAAAGAGCGUCAAGAUCGCCGAGGAAGAGGCUUUGAAGGACCUCGAGAGCCGCAAGCGCAAGAGACGAGAUUCCCAGUAUCAUGGGUCUGAUACGCUACACACUGCUGAUCGUCGCCUUUUUCGAGGUACACACAUUUUACUUUGUUUUUUCAACAUGCAUCAUUGUGCAUGUAAACCUGACAUCCCAUGCUGUCUGAAUAAAAUAGUAUUAUCAAGAAUUAUCAAACAAUUGCGUAUCUUGCCUUGAAUUGCUGUGUUGGCGUAUUAAACUAAACUGUUUUUCAUGCGUAUGAGCGAAGCGAAGUAGCAUGAAAAUGUAGUUUUGUUUGGCACAGAAAGACGGUAAACCAAAAUUCCUCUGUUACGUAAUCACGGUGAACGCGGUAUUUAACCGUGCUCCCAGCCAACGCCCUUCACUUCAGGCUCAUGCACAGAUGCUGAACGCUGCUUAGACACCGUGCUGCUCUUACUUAGUCCUAAAUUUUCCCGCCCUCCCCUCCCCCUUCGUCUAGUUUGUUUUCUGUCGGCGUAUUUCUUCUUUUCCCCUUUCUUCCUCACAGGCUUGUCAAGCUAUAACUGCUUUACCUGCGGGAUGCCCGGACACUGGUCGAGGCAGUGUUCCUUCCAGUCUGGCCCCACCAAUGCAGCUAAUGACGGCUUCCACCAGCAAAGAUCAAGGUUCAGAUUCAACCCCUACUUCACCGGGAACGUCAACAGGAAUAUUCCAGUCCAAGCCCCACAGUCAUAUCGGCCAUUCCUGCCUUCAAUCGCAGCCACAACAGCAGAGAUGUCUAAAGAAUCACGAGGCACACCCUCCUCUUAAUCUGAAACCUAGUGUCGACAAAUUCACCGAUAUUAUAAAGAUCAUUCUGGAGCAACCAUUUUGGGCAGACUCUCCGCCCGUAGUCUCAGGAUCCAAGGAGCAGUUGUUGCAUGAAGCUAUCGCAGCAAAAUCGGUUGGGUCUUGCAAUUCUUACUUUUAUAAGUGCCGCCAAUUCAUUAAAUGGUUGGUUCAAUGCAAAAUCCCCAUGUCUUUCCCUGUAAGCGAGGGAAUUGUGGCAGCUUAUUUAUCCCAUACCAAUUCAACAUCACGAUCUGAUAGUGUAAUGACGACAACUGCUUCUGCCAUUAAAUGGCUCCAUUCAUUAAUGAACAUCAAGAACAAUCCUAUAGAUUCACCUAUUGUUCAGCAACUCCUGAUCAGUUUUAGGAAACGUCUACAUCACCCUCCGGUUCAGAAAGAUCCGUUGUCUCUAGUUCAACUCAACCAAAUUGUGGAUAAAUUUGCCGGAGAUGAUUGCUCACUCAUGCAACUCAGAACAGCCUGCUAUGUGUCAUUGAAGUUUGCCCUUUUGUUUAGGCACAAUGAGAUUGCUGAAAUCAAAGCCAAUCACAUUACUCCUCUACCAGACGCACAAGGUAUUAAAAUUGUUAUUCCAAAGUCUAAAACCGACAUUUUCAGAGAGGGCAAUGUAGCAUUUCUUCCCACCUCACAGAGUUUCUAUUCCCCAUAUGUUAUUCUGACAAGAUUUAUGAAACAGCUAGGGAUCAGUAUAGGUGACGAUCAGUUCAUUUUUACUCCUCUUACAUUCUGUUCUGCCUCCAAUUCUUACAAGCGUACCCAAAACAAACCCCUUAGUUACACAAGAUCAAGAGAGUUGUUUUUUGAUGCACUUAAAGCAAUCGGAGUUGAAGAUGUGAAACGUUUUGGCCUUCAUAGUUUGCGGUCAGGAGGGGCCACUCGCUUAGCUAACAACAAAAUUCCAGAGGAGCUUAUAAUGCAACAUGGCCGGUGGAAGACCACUACGGCAAAGAAUCGAUACAUUAAGAGAGACUUAACCACACGUCUUCAAGUGUCAAAAGCUGUCUAUAACUGAGUAAAAAAAAAAAAAAAAAAAAAAAUUAUGCCAAGUGGCACGUAGGAAUGUAUAAGAAGGCUUAAUAUGUAUAAUGGACUUGAGCAAGAGUGAGAAUAGAUAUGGCAGUUGACAUGUAAUAUGUAUGACAAAUAAAAAAAAAAAAAAAAAAAAAAAAAAAAGGUUGUUUUCCGUUUUCUUUUAAUAUCAGUAUGAUGUUUCCAGGCAGAAAACCUGAAGGGCCGAGAUGGCCAAGGUUGGGCAGUUGCCCAGUGCAGCCAAUGUGGCUAUGGAUUAAUAUGUAAAAAGUGGUAUGAAGCAACUUCUUGGUUACUGUUUUACUUAAAUCUAUUUUUGUUAACAAGUACUUGUUACGCAUCAUUGUGCAUGUAAACCUGACAUCCCAUGCUGUCUGAAUAAAAUAGUAUUAUCAAGAAUUAUCAAA
Messenger RNA from Patiria miniata (bat star), 2866 nucleotides. RefSeq lists its product as uncharacterized. Lineage: Eukaryota; Metazoa; Echinodermata; Asteroidea; Valvatida; Asterinidae. Gene Ontology annotation, biological process: DNA integration; DNA recombination. The transcript is spliced from 2 exons. The coding region runs from base 1207 to 2442 and encodes 411 amino acids. The record is from RefSeq and is a predicted model, not a curated record. Gene Ontology annotation, molecular function: DNA binding; zinc ion binding.